CAUCUCACCGCGUUGCAUGCUGGGCAAAGUGAACCUGCAAUUCCUGUGUUAUGUCGGGUAUUUUUCUUUCGGUCUGUGGUAACUGAAGCCUGUCUUGUGCAGAAUGGCGUUAACUCUGUUCGAACGUUUACUAUCAUGGAUACUGCGCACAAUUGUAAGGAUGCUGAAUGGGUUUUUAAUGCUAACUACGUCCCAGCGAAAGUCUGACGGGUCUGCGCGACUCCCACCAAUCACCAACCCACUUUUGACGGCAACGGCGAUGCAACUCGCUCGUAAGAUUCGUCGUAAAGAGGUGACAAGCGUGGAGGUGGUGCAGGCCUACAUUGACCGAAUCCAGGAAGUCAACCCUAUAGUAAACGCUUUGGUGAAGGACCGCUUUUCGGCUGCAUUACAGGAGGCCUCUCAAGUGGACAAGCUCAUCGAGGAGGAGACCGGAGGAGAGGAGGUGCUGGAGGACCGGCUCCCCCUGCUGGGGGUUCCAUUUACUGUCAAAGAGGCUUUUGCCUUACAGGGUAUGCCAAAUUCCACAGGGCUGAUCUCCAGGAAAGAUGUCAUUUCACCCAAUGAUGCUCCGACUGUGGCCUUGCUAAAGAGAGCAGGAGCCAUCCCCCUGGGUGUGACCAACUGUAGUGAGCUGUGCAUGUGGCUGGAGUCUCACAACCACCUGUAUGGUAUCACCCGAAAUCCCUACGACUUAGGGAGGAUAGCUGGAGGAAGCUCCGGAGGAGAAGGAAGUAUUUUGGGGGCUGGUGGCUCUGUAAUUGGUAUUGGUUCAGAUAUUGGGGGAAGCAUACGCAUGCCGUGUUUUUUCAACGGCAUCUUUGGGCACAAACCUACUGCAGGAAUCGUCCCCAAUGAGGGGCAGUACCCGCCUGCCUCUGGGCAGCAGCUGGGGUUUCUCUGCACAGGCCCCAUGUGCCGCUACGCUGAUGACCUGAUCCCCAUGCUGAAGAUCAUGGGAGGCUCCAACACAGAGAGGUUGUGUUUGUCUUCAGAGGUUGAUUUGAAGACCUUAAGAUUCUUUUCAGUCCCACACGACGGUGGCUCUCCAUUGGUGUCUCCAGUGGAUCCGGAACUUGUUGAAGUCCAGAGAAGAGUAGUAGAGCACCUUGAGGCUGAACUGGGGGUCAGAGUUCAAAAAUUAUGUAUCCCUCAGCUGAAAUACUCCUUUCAGAUAUGGGGAGCGAUGAUGUCAUGUCCUGGAAAAGAUGGAAAGACACCCACUACCUUUGCUGAACUCAUGGCAGACAGAGGUAGUAGAAUAUGGCCUUUGUGGGAGCUCUUCAAGUGGAUGCUUGGACUGUCUUCUCACACCAUGGCUGCCAUAGGCUUGGCGUUAGUGGAGAUGUUCCAGAGCACGCGGCCGUCGUCCUUCAUUCUGAAGCAGAGGGAGACACUGCAGAGGGACCUGGAGGAGAUGCUGGGCACAGACGGUGUGCUGCUGUACCCCUCGCACCCCCGCUUAGCUCCACAGCACCACCACCCGCUCCUCACACCUUUCAACUUCUCCUACACUGGCAUCUUCAACAUACUAGGCCUCCCGGUGACCCAGUGUCCUCUUGGGCUCAGUAACGAGGGGUUGCCUCUUGGAGUGCAGUUGGUAGCAGGGAAACUGCAGGACCGAUUCUGCUUAGCCACUGCAGCGUACCUAGAGAAAGCCUUUGGAGGCUGGACGGACCCAGGCAAAGGUUCAGCAGCACCCAGCCCCAGAGCACCUUAGAUACAAAAAUGUCACAAUGACACUAAGUUACAAAAUAUUGGUCACUUUACUGUUUGCUGUCAAAUAAACAUGGGUCGUAAAAUUCAGUUUUUUUUUUUCAAAAUGAAUGUAAUUUGUGAAGGAAUGGAAUCAUAUGUUUGGUGAUAUCAAUAAUGUAUAAUUAUAUAUUUGUGCAAACCGUAUCAAUAAAAAGGUCUUGUACAAUGUAA
This is a messenger RNA of Sardina pilchardus (European sardine), 1929 nucleotides long. RefSeq names its product fatty acid amide hydrolase 2a (gene faah2a). Lineage: Eukaryota; Metazoa; Chordata; Actinopteri; Clupeiformes; Clupeidae. Bases 104 to 1720 code for a protein of 538 amino acids. Gene Ontology annotation, cellular component: endomembrane system. The record is from RefSeq and is a predicted model, not a curated record. The transcript is spliced from 11 exons.